Cyanistes caeruleus (blue tit) is the source of this 4090-nucleotide messenger RNA. NCBI's taxonomy places the organism in Eukaryota, Metazoa, Chordata, Aves, Passeriformes, Paridae. The record is from RefSeq and is a predicted model, not a curated record.
CUACUCAUUCUAGGGAAGGCAAGAAGGCUCAUUGUGUGCUCAACAUUGUCUGAAUAAUUUGCUGCAAGGGGAAUACUUUAGUCCUGUUGAGUUAUCCUCUAUUGCACAGCAAUUGGAUGAGGAAGAAAGGAUGAGAAUGGCAGAGGGAGGAGUAUCUAGUGAAGAAUACAGGACUUUUUUACAGCAGCCUUCUGUAAAUAUGGAUGAUAGUGGAUUCUUCUCAAUUCAAGUUAUAAGCAAUGCCUUGAAAGUGUGGGGUUUAGAACUAAUCCUCUUCAACAGCCCAGAGUACCAGAGACUUGGGAUCGAUCCUAUAAAUGAAAAAUCAUUUAUUUGUAAUUAUAAGGAACACUGGUUUACAGUUCGAAAGUUAGGAAAACAGUGGUUUAACUUGAACUCUCUCUUGAUGGGUCCAGAACUAAUUUCAGAUACAUAUCUUGCACUUUUCUUGGCUCAAUUACAACAGGAAGGUUAUUCCAUAUUUGUAGUAAAAGGUGACCUGCCAGACUGUGAGGCUGAUCAGCUGCUGCAGAUGAUUCGGGUACAGCAGAUGCAGCGACCAAAACUGAUUGGAGAAGAGGCAGCACAGUCAAGAGAUCAGAGGCUACCCAGAAGUGAUGUGGACCAGGCAAUAGAAGUUAACCAUCCGUUUGAUGGAACAGGCAUGUUAGACGAAGAUGAAGAGAAUUUUCAGAGAGCCCUGGCUCUAAGUAGGCAGGAAAUUGAUAUGGAGGAUGAAGAAGCUGAUCUUCGCAGAGCCAUUCAGCUCAGCAUGCAAGGUAGCCGUCAAAGUGAGCUCUCAGGCUCAUUACCACAGAAUGUUCCUCAGUCGUCUCACAGCAGUCAGACUCACUCCCUUUCUUCAGAAGAACUGCGAAGGAGAAGACAAGCAUAUUUUGAAAAACAGCAACAACAGCUACAGCAGCAAGAUCAGACCCCAAACCUACAGGACAAAGCAACUCUUAGCUCAAGCCCUCCAGAACCUGGCACAGGUGGUGAUAUGAGCGAAGAAGACAUGCUUCAAGCAGCCAUGAAUAUGUCUCUGGAGUCUGUUAGAAACCACUUGAAUUCGGAAGAGGAGAAAUAACAUCAUUUUAUUCCCUUUUAUUGUCAAAACGCUAAGUCACCAUUAAAAUUCUACUGUGUGAAUGUUGCACAAGCAGGGUUCAUUUCAGAGUUCUGGAAGUAGGAAUGAAAGGGGGGCUGCUGAAGGUCAGUUUAGAGGAUCUGCAAAUACAAAAAUGAUUGCACUAAUUUAGAGAACUGUAGCACUCCUACUACAAAACAUCUGCUCAUAGGAGUAAUGGUGUUAAAAUUACUGGAACUAUUCAUGCAAAGUUAGACAAGGGUAGCAGCUGUAACUUAAAAAAGUAAAGCAUUUAAAGCUUGCAUUAAAAAAGCAAGUUUAAAUUGUUUUGAAGAGUUCUGUAGAAGAUUCAAAUGGUGCUGAAAACAGCAUCAAAUUAUUUUCUUCAGUACUAAUGGAAAAACAGAUACAAAUAAUAAGUUAUGUUCAUAAAUUCUUUUUAAUAGAUCACUCUAAAGUGGGGAGAGUAAUUAAAUUCCAUUAAUCUUAAAUUAUUUUGUAAUUCUUUAUUAUGAAUGACUUAAUGUCAACUUUUUGAUCCUGCUGUCUACUUUUGAAAUUAUCCAUUCUGCAGGAGAAACAAGGAAGAAUCCAUAAAUUUCAUACUUUUCAAUUCAAGUCAAAAUUUUCAGUGUAUUGUUGACUAUAAUGUUACUCCCGAGUCUUUCAGUGAUUUCUGACUUUAUAAUAAUUUUUGGUUUUACCUUCAAUUCCAAUUGUAAAAUUUUAGGCCCAUGUUUAAUGUACUGUCUUUUAGCAGAUAACUUGCCUUAUUUGGCUUGGAGUUUUGUUUUCUUGUUUUGCUUUUAAUUAUUGUUUUCUUAUGUUCUUUCUUGUUAAAGCCACUGUCUUUUUACUUCAAAAGCAGCAUAUACUCAAUUGGGUUGAACAGGUUUUAUUUUCUACCUCUUCCAGAGUCUUUUCCUCUUCAAGCUCAACCCUUCAUUAUGGCUUUUCAGUAUGAAAGAGCUGUAACUGAAUCUAGGAGAAGGUAGGAGGGGAUUUAGGUGCCAUAAAGUCAGUGCCACACGCAUAAGGUGCAUUCCUGCAAUCUGAAAUGACCCCUGUGCAAGUAGCUCUUUUAAGAAUGAGUAUUUAUGCCUGUGUGGAUGUUCUUUCUGAAAUGCUUUUUAUGAGUGUCUGUCAGAAUGUUGCAGUUUUUUCAGGAAUGGCCUUUAUUCACGCACCUUACAAUUUUUUAUCAUGUUGUUUCUGAUCCUGAGAAAAAUUGGGAAGCAAAGUUUGUGAGAUAGCUUAUGUUAUUGGUUGUAAGACAUUUGCUUUGAUAUCUAGGAUGAAUGUGUAACAGGGUGACCAAACCUGACUUUGAACUUCAGUGCAACAAAAGAGAGAUGUUUCAUUUUCCUAAAUGGUGCUUGAAAUACAAAUUCUGUUUACAUAUAAAUUAUAUGGAAAUAUGUUGUAGAUAGAGUAUAUAAGCUGUAGUCCAGUUAAAGCAUUAACAGUUAGCACAGGCAUUCUAAGAAUCUUUCAAAGAUAACCCAAAAUUUCUUUAUCAAAGUAUUCUAAAGUUAUAUCUUUGCACAAUAGUAACAUUUAAUUCAAAUUAGUAGGAAAUUAAUGGUAGCUAGAUGGAAAUACACAUUCAGCAUCAAGUAGUACUGUACAUGAAAGGGCUUUUACCUCUCAGUAAAGAUUUGUCUACAGCAAUGGUUUCCUGAUAGCUUAGGAUAUUACACAUAAUUGGGCUAAAUUCUGUUUUUCUUAUCCAUGUGCUGGAUUUUCACCAAUGUCAACCGGAACCACUGGUAUGUGUUACACAACAUUGAUUUUGACAUGAAACAGCACUACUUUCUAAAAACUAAUUUUUGUCUUUUUAAAAUAAUACUGUCAUACAUAUUGUAGUUAUUUGUAAUGUCUCAAAUUAAUAUAGCUGAACAAUGACUUUAAAAGUCCAUGUGUGUGUAUGCCAUUUUGAAAUGCUGUAUUUUUCAGGGUGUGAUUUUCUGCUUUCAGUUUGAAAUUUCUGUGAAACUGAAAGCAUGAAAAGUGUCUAAAGCACUGAUUUUAUUUUUUUUUUCUCAUCUGUCAAUUAAAUACAGCUUAAUUUUCCUUUUUUGGUUGUGCCAUAAACUAAUGCUAAAAUAAGACUCAUUUUUAUAAAUAGGUAUAGACUGGCAAUCUGAUGCCAGUACUUGGAACUCAGACCUUUUAUCCUCCUCUAUUAUAAAAACAUACUAAAAUUAUUAUUUCUGUAGCUCUAGCAGCCUUAUAUUAAAAAAAAAAUAAAAACUAGACAACUUAGCCCCUUGAAUCUCACUGACUUGUAAGCCAUGCCAACUACAUGAUUUUAUAAUCACUAAAACAUGGAGGUUUGCCUUUGAACUUUCAUGUCACAUCAUCAGUCACUUCAUCACCCAAGUAUUUUAAUAUGGAAGGAAUAUAAAAUGUCAGUGCCUGAAAGGUGCAGCUGAGUCAGUGCACAGGCCAACCAUUUCCCUCUCUGUGGGGAAAUGCUGUCACUCAACAACUACCAGUUUGAUUUUUAAAGAAAUGUCAAGCAGAAUGAGGUAGGCAUGUCCAUCUUGACAAGCAGUUACAAGAGUAAUUUAAGCUACAUCUGUUAAUUCAUGUAAUUCUGUCACUGAAAAAGACCUGCAAGAAACCAAGCCUUAAUCCAGCCCAGUCCACCACUAAAUGUAAUGUUCCUAAGCACCACAACUACACCUCUUUUUAAAGAGCUGCAGGGAGGAGACUCAACCACUUGCCUGGGCAGCCUGUUCCAAUGGUGGAUGACCCUUCCAGAGAAGAAAUACUUCCUGAUACCAAACCUGAACCUCCCCUGGUACAAACUGAAGGCUGACACACACCACACUACAACCUUCUUUCAGGACUUGUAGGGAGUGACAGGGUCUCUAUUUGAACUGUACCCAAGGAAAAGACUCGUACUAAUUGCUGACAGUACGUAUUUUAUAACCCCGGUCUCAAGUUCAAAAUGUCUGGACCUGCCAAGAAGCUGUCAAUAAAACACUGCUGUCAUUU